This is a messenger RNA of Microdochium trichocladiopsis, 1997 nucleotides long. RefSeq lists its product as uncharacterized. Lineage: Eukaryota; Fungi; Ascomycota; Sordariomycetes; Xylariales; Microdochiaceae. Gene Ontology annotation, molecular function: protein binding. The record is from RefSeq and is a predicted model, not a curated record. The transcript has a single exon. Bases 188 to 1960 code for a protein of 590 amino acids.
UUUCGACACUCGCAAACAGGCAGCCUGGCGCAGGACCAACAACUUCGCCCCGGACACGAACCCACCAGGCACGCGCCAACCGCCGGUUUCUGGUUUUUGUGCGGACACGGCAUUUUAGUAUAACUACGCAGGGAAGGCUUACUUUGCAACGUUUCCGUACGAGUAACGACAGCUCACAUCCAACACAAUGGUGCACAUCCCACGACACGAACGCCUCCACCAGAGGCGCAACGCGCUCGCUGCCGUCAAUGACAAUGCCGAAGGACACCAGCUGCAGGCCCGCGCCACGGUCGUCGUCACUCAGUUUGUGACGCAGCAGCCCCCCGAGGGUGCUCAGGUCAUCGGCUGGACCACCGUCACCGCCAACGGCCCGCCACCAGCCAAUGUCCAGACUUCCACCCCCAAGCCCAACAAUGCCCAGAACCCGCAGACAAAGUCGCAGGGUUUCGCGGCGGCGGCUGAUGCUGGCUCCACGAUCGCCAUGGUUGGACCGGCCGUGAGCAACCCUGAAUCUCUCGUGCCCACCAAGACCGCGGGGCUCGACAGCACCUUGGCUCUUGCCACCAACCUUCCCAGCACGACACCUGCUGUUUUUGGCGGAGCUAGCAACGGAGUUGUUGGCAGCACCGCCACUACCUCUGCACAUGCGACUCCUAGCACCAGCAACGUGACGAACAGCGAGGCCGCCACCAGCAACGAGACCAGCGCCGGAGCCAAGGCUGGUAUUGCCUUUGGUGUCCUGGGUGGUCUGUUGGCCCUCGGCCUGCUGAUCUUCCUCAUCAUCAACAAGCGGAAGAAGAAGCAGAAUGAGCAGCAGCAGCAACAACAACAGCAACAGGCAGACAACGAGAAGUCUGGCGGUCAGUACGGUCGUCGUCCGAUCUCGGGUGCUUCGCUCGCCUCGAUGAACUCCACCUUCACCUCGCGCACGAGCCCGAACGCGCCGCAGUUGAGCCUGAGACCCGUCACCGAGUUCAUGCCCACUUUCGCCGAGCGCCGCUCCAGCAAGGGCGCCCAUCUCGCCUUGACCGUCUCUCCGGAUGCCAACAACGAGAAGGCCGCCGGCGGCAGCUUGUGGGAGCGCCCAGGCACCAACCACAGCCACGGUCAUGAGAACCCUUUCGACGACCGUCACGCCCCACGCGCCGUCACGCCCACUGGCGCCAUGCCCUCGCCCAACCCAUUCGAUGCUCCUGAAAACGUCGUGGGCGUCGCCACCUCUAGCUACUCGCCUCCCAGAGCCACAGCUGCCGCGCCUGUUGCAGCUGGUGCCGGCCUUGCCCGCAAGGCAUCGACGCGCCAGGAGGCUCCUCCUCCUCUCGACUUGACCAGGCCCUUCGCUCAAGGCGGCCCCAUCCCUCCCAGCCCUGCCGGCACCGAGUUCAGCAUGCAUUCAGUCGGUCCUGGCCAGUCUCCUGGGCCCUCGCAAAGCGCCGCCGCGAUUGCCGCGGACGGUGGCCCAGCCGGCUCAGCAGUCCACCGUGUCCAGCUUGACUUUGCCCCCAGCCUGGAAGACGAGCUGGAAGUUCGUGCUGGCCAGCUUGUUCGCAUGCUCCACGAGUACGACGAUGGCUGGGCGCUGUGCAUCAAGCUCGACCGCUCUGUCCAGGGUGUUGUCCCACGAACCUGCCUGUCUACACGCCCUGUCAAGCCUCGUCCCGCUCCUGGUCCUCGCCCCGGCCCUCCUGUGAACCCCAACGGCCAACGUGGACCCCGUGGUCCUCCUGGUCCUGGCCAGCGGCCCAUGACUCCUCAAGGCCGCCCCAUGACUCCCCAAGGCGGCCCUGGAUACGGACGUCCUGAGUCUCCCGCCAUGCGCCAGAUGCGCCCUCAGUCUCCGGCCCAUGGUCGUCCAAUGAGCCCCAAUGGCAUGGCUCCCAGAAACGGCCCCCCGGGCGUCAGCCCCAUGAACCCUCAGGCUUCAGUCGGCAGGAAGCCCGUCCCCGGCCAGGCGUACUAGCAAGAUCGCGCAAACCCAGUCUUUAAAAAAUUAAAAC